Molecule: messenger RNA, 1178 nt
Organism: Plectropomus leopardus (leopard coralgrouper)
Lineage: Eukaryota; Metazoa; Chordata; Actinopteri; Perciformes; Serranidae
Gene: uros
Product: uroporphyrinogen III synthase
Biological process (GO): uroporphyrinogen III biosynthetic process
Cellular component (GO): cytosol
Molecular function (GO): uroporphyrinogen-III synthase activity
Source: RefSeq, a predicted model, not a curated record
UCUAAAUUAACUUGAUUUUCGGGAGGCUGGUCAACUCAUUCAAUGUAACGCUCCCCUUCAUGACCGAGGUUGAAAGUCGUUAUGCUCUCAGCGGUAGUGACAACUUAAGGUCUUUGUCGAGAUGCAUGUCCUGCUACUCAAAGAGCCAAGAGAUGGAGAGUCUGGACCUGAUCCUUAUAUCAAGGAGCUGGCUUCACAUGGACAUAAAGCAACCCUUAUUCCUGUGCUGUCUUUUAAGUUUGUCACAUUAAACACCUUGUCAGAUAAGCUUUUCCAACCAGAAAAACAUGGGGGUCUGAUAUUUACCAGUCCAAGAGCAGUGGAGGCUGUAAAGAUGUGCUUAGAAGCACAAGAAAGAAGGGAAGAAUGGAACAGCUCUGUGAAAGACAAAUGGAACAGCAAGUCAAUCUAUGUGGUUGGGAAGGCAACUGCUGCAUUAGUACAAAGUCUGGGUCUGAACCCUUUGGGCGAGGACACAGGGACAGCAGACGUCCUAUCACGUCUUAUCAUUGAACGAGAGGACACAAAUAUCCCACCACUUUUUUUCCCCUGUGGCUCAAUCAAAAGAGAAGUCUUGCCCACGGCUUUAAGGGAAAAUGGAGUGCCCCUAGAGACGCUGACUGUCUAUCAAACAGCUGAACAUCCAGAUCUGGAAAAAAAUCUAAAGAACUAUUUCACAGAGCUGGGCACGCCAGCCAGUGUUGCUUUCUUCAGUCCAUCAGGAGUGAAGUUUUGCCUGGAGGUGGUGCGGCGGCUUUCAGGUGAACAGCUGGCUCAAAUAAAGUUUGCAGCCAUAGGACCGACUACACAAGAUGCCAUGAUAGCAGAAGGCCUGUGUGUCAGCUGCACUGCAGAAAAGCCAACAGCUGAACACCUGGCAGCAGCAAUAGCCAAAGCUCUACAGUAACCAACCUGCAGGCUGAAGCUCUUAAAUCCAUCUCCUUCUUCUUCUCUUGUUGUAUGUUCUGUAUUAUUUAUAUGUAUUGUCAUUUAUCAGUUUUUCUUGUGCCACUUUUGUACAUACAUCAGCUAUUUGCACUGGGGAAAAGGUAGCUUUUUUUGGCUUAAAAGUUUAAAAAAACGAAGUGAAUAUAAUUGCAAUGCUAUUUAUGUUAAGCCGUGUGCUACAGAAAGUCAAUAUAGAGUUUGUUUUUGAAAAUAAACUUCAGUAAGUGGGA